AUGCUUCGCUCAAAGUUCCCUACCGCCCACCACUUUACGGUGUCCAUUUUCGGCGCCCAAUACCACGCCGACUCACCUUCGGCAGAGAAGCUCGCCCUCAUCAACAGGUUCGACGAGCUGAUCAAGGGCGCGGCGAUCCACGUCGAGGAGCUCGAGCAGAAUGACCUCCCCUCAAAGGUCUGGAUGAGCUACUGGGCCUCGCCUCAGGCCUUCAAGACGUGGUGGGAGAGCCCCAAGACCGCGGCCUUCUGGUCGUCUCUGCCCGCCGACGCCGGCUUCUGGAGAGAGACCGUCAGCAUUCCGGCCACCCGAGGAAUGUACGAGUCCAACAAGCCCCAAGCUUCCGGCUUCGGCCACUGCGGCGAAGCCAUCCCCCUCACCUCCAAAACCGGUUACUGGGGUGCCUACCGAUCGCGCAUGACUCCCGACUCCCCGGAAGACAAGUUCGAGUCCCCCCUCUCCUCCGUCCCUACGCCCAGACCUCUCUCCGACAAGAUCCGAUCCGGAAGGGUGAGGCUCUCCAAGUUCCCCGACAACAUCAACUUCGUCGUCGAGGGCCAGGACUACAGCUACAUGAACGACAACGAGCGCGGCCACUGGAACGAGAACUUCGACGGCCUCACCAAGCAAUGGGUCACUAACGUCAUGACCGCCGGGCCCGAGAAGGGCAUGGUCAACGGCAGAGCCUGCCACGGCUUCGCUGGCAAGAAGCAGCCGGGCGCGACCGACGGUGUCACCCUCAACGGACACCACACGGAAACGAACGGAACAAACGGUGUCAACGGCCACACGAACGGUGUCAACGGUACCAACGGCCACACCGACGGUGUCUCAAAAUCUCUCUUCCCUGGCCUGGACUACAUCCGCCAGGCCCAGAUCCUGUUCUGGUUGGAUCUUUCCAAGAUGGAGUACAUCGGCAGAUACGACAAGGUCCACGUCAAGCUCAGGAAGGACUUCUUCGCCGCGUAUGGGCCCGGUGGGGUGAUGGAGGGAGGUGAUUUGUUGCUCUGGGUCGACUGCGCAAUCCUGAAGGGCGAGGAGAUGGACGCUGAAUAUGUGGGCUGCUACGACGGUACCGGGUUCAUGGCCUACGACGAUCACCCGUCGUUCGCAAGCGAGCAGGUGGAGGUUUCUCAGUUGCCGUCUUUCUUCGAUAAGCCUAUUCCUUCUAACCCCAUCGAGUGGUAA
This is a messenger RNA of Colletotrichum karsti, 1188 nucleotides long. RefSeq lists its product as uncharacterized. The transcript has a single exon. NCBI's taxonomy places the organism in Eukaryota, Fungi, Ascomycota, Sordariomycetes, Glomerellales, Glomerellaceae. The record is from RefSeq and is a predicted model, not a curated record. Bases 1 to 1188 code for a protein of 395 amino acids.